UCUCUCGUUGAAUGCGUUUGUUUUGGCUUGUGCGUCGAGCUGGCUGGCCGAGUCGGCCGCAGUGGAGUGUGCGAAGCGUAACCGAACGGAUUUGCGCGGUGCUCGUGAAAAAACUGUUUUAUCUUUUACCUUCUUGAGACCGCGCGCUUGACGACAACCGAGGAGCGUCGUUGAAGGCAACGGGGUCGAACAACAUCGAGCGCGUGUUUUGUGCACGUUCGGAUCAUUCGUCGAAGUUUCGGAAACGUCCCAACUCGCUGCCGUCGUCUCAUCGGCCAGCCCAACGUUAGUGAGCCACCGAGAUGUCAACGCUUCCCGUAGCGGUAGCGGUACUGUGCUGGGGUUCCGGUGACAACCGGUGACAGCGUGCUGAUAUCCGCGCUCCGGUGUGCGUGUGUGUGUGUGUGUGUGUGUUGCGUGCCUUCGUUUAUCAGCGGGACGCACGACGACGACGACGGGACCUGAAGACGCCGGGUCAGGAAAGGGAUAGCAGUGCACAUCGGUAAAGCUGGGCAUGGCUUCUGUUUUUACUUCCUGACCAACAUGUGGAAUAUUCAUGAUGUUACUGACGUAACAGAAAAUGGACAUCUCAACAGUGCUUGCAGCGUUGUGGGGUGUCCUCAUGCUCCUGCAAGAACCCUGUCAAGGUGUGCCCCAAGGGGGCAAUGCCCCACCUCCUGUGGUGUUUGUGCCCGGCUCCUUGCCUCCUUGGGAAGCAGGCACUGGCAGCCAGCAGGCACCAACAUACGAGGCCCCACACACUUCCCCAAUCUUUGUGAGAGCUGAGCCCAUACCCUUGAGUGAGCCCCAGGGCACGGGUUGGCGGCCCAUGCACAACCCAGCCAGCUGGCUAUCGCAGCCCCACCCAGACAACCCGCCCAUAAGCACGGGUCCUUCAUCGUACGUCUUUCCUGGAAACGGGCCCCCUCCUCCUCCCAUCACUGCCCCUCCCUCAUUCCCACAAGUGCCACAAAGCCCCACUGCACAUCCAGACUGGGGGAGCUCCAUUCCAUCCACACUACAGCACACCGUUCCACCACAGACAAACACGUUACCUCAGCUCUCCAACGAGAUUCCCCCUGUGAGGACGAGUUCACCAACAACACCCAGUGAGAAUACCGUGUCGCAUCCCAUCUCCGGAACGGAUCCUGCAACUGAGAGACUCCCGGACACUACCCAGGCUACGGACGCUACAGACGCGACGGUGUCUCUCUCUGUUAACACAGUGUCUGACGGACAUGACAGUGUGCAUCAGCAGAGCAAUGCAACGCCCAGUCCUACGUCGAGUGACUCCAGCCCACUUCGUGUUUCUGGUGGUGUGAUAGACCAAAGCAGUGUGCACCGGGAAAGUGUUGCAACUGUGAAUGCUGAUGCGGGUGGUAGUGCGACUGUCACGCCUAAUGAGACAUCGACGCCGGCCACAGUUGACAAGGACUCGCCAAACAUUGAGUCUCCAGACUACCCUCUAGCAGGAGGUGCAGUGGCUGGAAUAGUGAUCGGUUCCAUAGCAUCAGUAGCACUCCUUGCAGGUCUGAUAACAUAUAUUGUCUUACGGAGGCCUUUCCUGAAGCUGCUGAAUGGUCAGGACAAGUCGUCUACAGAUAACGUCGCCUACAUCGAUGACUCGGUGCGCAGUAGCUACAUGAACACCCAUAUUGAGCUUCCCAAGGAAAGCUCGGAAGAAAUGACUUCUCUGGACAACGAUUCGUUUCUCAACAGCCUGGAAGCAGUGACCAUACAGAACUACUGGGCUGACACCAGCAAAAACACGAACGUGUAAAGGACCACGCGAGCUGACAAAGGGCCCAGCUUCUGUUGCUGUGCAUUCCUUUAACUUGUGAAUACUAGGUAGAAUAGUGAAACUGCCGCGCUGCAUUGUUUUUAUCUGUUGUUGAAAAGAUGCAGUAGUGGCACUAUGUGAUGGCGACCCUGCAUUUUGUUUUAUUUUUUCAUCGUGCACAUGGUUCGUUUGACUUUUCAAACACUCUCACUGACUAUAUGCGCGAAGCUGUUAUGUGCAACGACGCGUAAAGCUCUUCUUGCCCAGUAUCGUGUUUUUACUGUAGUGUCAGGUUGGAAAGCUGCGACAUCAUUUUGUGUGUUUUAAGUGUGGGGCACUGCUCUUCAGCACAACACUGUCAGAUGCACAUGAAUAUAAUGAGUUAUGACACAUAAUGAAGUAAAUCUCAAAUGUUGACGUAGUAUAAUGAAGGCAUUCUUGUGUCAUGCGACUUUGUCAUAGUAAUAGUCAACUGUAUGCAGAAUUGACAAGCGGGCUUCGUCGCUCAGCAUGAAUGCCACCAAUAUGGUCAUGGAUUUUGCGUGUUUAAGGAAAGAAGCAAAGUGGAAUUUGAGCGCUGAGAGAGCAAGAAUCGGAGAUUAGGACAUGCUCAUGUAUCCGCUCUAUUGUACAUACACUGCGAUCCUGCGCAUCGCUCUUUUAAUGAUGGCAUUCUCACGCAAAGUUGUCUGUUUGCAGAGUGUCUCGCACCUUCCUUUGAUAAAAAUUAGUUUACUACAGUUCUUUUUUUUUUUUUUUUGGCCUGUAGGCACAACAUCGCAUCAAGCCGUCGAGAGCAGCAAGUAAUGUAGACUGCUGCGUUGGCUAUUGCAAGUUGGCAUCGACUACUUCUGUAGCCUGAAUAACUAGUGCACUUACUGCUAAGAAAUGAAGUGGCAUUGAGUGCUUUCAAUGCAAAUUUUAGUGACAGUUCUUUUCUGGUUUGUCCAAGGUAAGAGUAUGCAGUUGCCUGCAGCAGGCCUUUUUUCAGAAAUAGAGAAAUUAAUGUUGCAAGCAGCAGUGAUGCCUUAUUUUUAAAAAAAGCCUAAAGAAAAAAAGCUUUAGUUCUGGCUCUUAUUUCUCAAAUACAUGUUCAAAACACAAAAAUACCCUCCUUGGGUUACCACCCAAUUCACUUCAUAGAAAUAACUAUGAAUUGCUUCUAAUGUAGCUGCGGAAACCAACUUUAAGUACAUAAUCAGACCACUGAUGAUCUUUUUUUAAGUAUCAGCAUUGAUAAAAUUGAAACAUUUUGUCAGAAAUGAUUGACACAUUGUAAUCACUAUUAUAAGUUUGCAACGAAUUCACAAUGACAUUAUUAGCAGCUGCUAUGAUUCAGGCUAUGAUGGUGGCGCAGGAAACUUAUAAAGAAAGGCAGUUUGGCACAACUGCAGAUGACAGUAUAGUUCUGAAUGAACCAAACAGGCAACAUUAAGGAACACAGAGUAAGGCAAAGCUUGCCACGUAAUUUCACCUUCCGAUGGAUUUCCAGUCCAAGCCUUGGAACAUUUUAGUCUGAAGCUACAUUACAAGAGUACUAGGCUAUGCAAAGAACACUAGUAGAGGCAGCUUGUGGUACUAUGUGCAACCUCAGUGUGCUGGAAUGGUUUUCUUUUGCACCACACUUUCUGGCAAAAAUGAAACAGUACAGCAUCUUGUACUUUGCACAAGCUUCUACAUCAGCCAUGUAAGGAAAAAAAGGGCUGAAUAGCCUCCGAUGUCACUCUCCAAGACAACGUGCAAGGGCGCUUUUUACAGGGCAGUUUGUCUUCUUCACCUCUAAGUGCAGCUUCACUUUCUAAAGAAGGCAAACAAAAGCUCUAAGCACGACACAAGAGCCUAAUCUUGUCUUGGGCUCCUUUUACAGAACCAUGAGCUCACCUAUAGUCGGGUGCAAUAUUAGAAGGCAAUGGCAUGUCCACCUCUAAGGCAGAUGCACACGAGCCUGCACCAAUGGGCACACACUCUAGACCUACAUCACGCACUACAACUUUGUCAUAUAAAAACCUGCCCUCAGGUCAAUAAUGAAAAAGUUAAUUAACGAGUUUUUGUUAAUCAGUCGCAACAGUGUCAUUUUAACGGCCAAGUGAUUCAGCCAAUGAAAAAUGGGACCGAGAAUAUGAGUGGGACCAUUUCUUUAGUUGUGGAUGCGAUCAGCUGCCGCACUUUGGUCCUCUGGGCAUAGUCUCUCCUGCCAUCUAAAGUUGUGCUUGACUAUAAUCAGAUUGGAAUUUUGUCAGAUGCCGUACGUAAACCAGAGGUGCUGAUCGCCAAAGCAGUAAGUGAAAAGGCCACGUGCUUUGCUAGCCAUGGUGGCAUUAUUUUGAGUGGCAGAGAGUAAUUUGCUCCCUUGGCAGUUAUGGUGCUCUUGCUUAUGCCCCAUAAUGCAGCCUAGGUGACAUGCAAUUUCAAACACUUUUCACAAUUCAUGUUAGGGGCUCUACAUGAUAGCACAGACAAAUGAACCCAGCCACACAUUGCAAUAAGAGUGUCCAUGCAGUUUGCUUGAGCACGGUGUCACAAAAUGCCCCCACUAAUGCUUCUUUUCGAUGCUUCGUGCUGUUGUUUGUAGGUUCUAUUAGCACUCCGGCAUUAGGUGCAGCGCUUGUUGCAUCUUGGGCAUCGCAACAGUGAGUGCUGCUAACAUUACGUACGAGGAUCUGCACGCUAGUCUACUGAGCACUUCAUAUCUCCUACUCUGAUCCUUGAUGGAAUGUGGAUUUAAUUUACUUGAAUGCUUUUUCCCCCCCUCCGAAGGCUACACACACUGUAAAUAUACAACUGAAGCCUGUCUUUCAGCCACGAAGCCUAUUGCACACACUGAAAGUCGUCAGGGAUUUGAUACCACUGAUCUCCGACACCUGUUGGUUUACACUAUAGCUAAGAGCAUCGCAGUGAUCAGACACACAUGCAGAUCCACAGACUGAAGUGGUUCUGGAGUGAAACUAUGCACGAGCACUUGUUCUGUUGUGGAUGUGUCUCUACAUAAAGAGCUCUGAAAGACCACAUGCUCGUAGCUUAAGACUUCCCCCUCAUACCAAGAGCCUUAUUCAUAUUUACUUUUUUUAUGAUCUCUGCAACUGUCAUGAACAUCAAAGCAAGUUUUCUAGUACGAAAGCCAAUGUAGCUAGCACUGGCUUGUCUGAACUGCUUCUUUACAUCACCUGAGAACGUUAUUUUUUUACUUUUAUUUAAAGCUACGCACAUAGCAAGACUGUUCAGACUCUGUACUUUAUGCUUGCCACUUUUAGAUUUUUGCGAAAGAAACAGUGACAAAUAUAUGCCGAUUUGUUGACAGCACUCUUGUGAUGCAUGUUUCUAUUGUUAACACAGUCGAACACGGAUAUAUUGAACGCGGAGAUCUCAAAGUAGCUUGAUUUAUAGGAAAUUACGAGAAAUUCCCAGGUAUAAAUCCUUCACUGCGUGGAGGUUACAUCCUUUUGCACUUAGUAUUCUUCACCACACCACAUGACUAGUAGUGUUGCACUGAAGCUUACUACAGAAAAUUUUUCGUUAUGGACAGCAAAUAAGCCUUGCCGCACAAGCCCUCACAUACCGAGAUGCAGCAUGCCUAAUUUUCAUCCAUGGCAUGUGGUCAAGAAGUGUUGACAUAUUUGCACAGCACAAAAUGAACGAGCACAGAUGAGAGGACACAGCACAUCUCUCCUCGUGCAUUUUGUGCUGUGCAAAUAUGUCAAUGCUGAAUCACCAACUAGCCCAAACUACCGUUCUGUCGAGAAGUAAUCGCAGUGCUGUUAAGAGAAGUGCUCUUGCAGGGGCAUAUAUCAAAAGUGGCAGUAAAGGUCUUCAGUACAGGCAUAGCAGAGUGCUAAACCGUCGAAUAGAAUUUGUAACGCGAUCUUACAACGGUUCCAUAUAUCCUGGUUCAACUGCAUGUGUUUAUAUGUAGUACAUAUGCACUAUGUGACAAAACGAUGGCAGAGAGGCUCAAAGCGGCUGUGUGUACAUUCUGUUCACGUGCACUCUUAUUAGUUCUAGUCGUGGCCUCAGAUAUUACAGAUUAUUUAUUAUUUUUCCCGGCUGUACUUCUUUUUCGUCCUGCAGCAGUUUGUUCCACCGUGG
Messenger RNA from Rhipicephalus sanguineus (brown dog tick), 5863 nucleotides. RefSeq lists its product as uncharacterized. Lineage: Eukaryota; Metazoa; Arthropoda; Arachnida; Ixodida; Ixodidae. Bases 581 to 1780 code for a protein of 399 amino acids. The transcript has 6 exons. The record is from RefSeq and is a predicted model, not a curated record.